Messenger RNA from Chenopodium quinoa (quinoa), 2606 nucleotides. Its product is annotated as zinc finger CCCH domain-containing protein 66-like. Bases 238 to 2202 code for a protein of 654 amino acids. The transcript has 2 exons. Gene Ontology annotation, molecular function: protein binding; metal ion binding. The record is from RefSeq and is a predicted model, not a curated record. NCBI's taxonomy places the organism in Eukaryota, Viridiplantae, Streptophyta, Magnoliopsida, Caryophyllales, Amaranthaceae.
AAAAAUAUAAUUGGCGUUUAUCUUUUCAUCUUACCGUCGCUUUCAAAUGUGGGUUUGGUCUUCGUCGUUGGGCGGACAUAAAAGGGAGAGAGGGGUACUAAGCUUUGAGUUGGUGAAUUUGUUAUAAAGCUUUUUCUUUUUGCCCAUUUAUUUCAUUUGCUCAAACUCUCCUAACUAAGUUAACCAACUUUAAUUCCUUCCCAUUUAACAAUUUCUUGAGGAUAAAGAGAACUUUCCAUGUGCAGUGGCUCAAAGAGUAAAGUUUUAACUGCUAAGGAGGUGAUGGAAAGUGAGGAUUAUAAGAAAGAUUCAAUUGAGGAUGAACAGAAAUCUGUACUGUUGCUUGAAUUAUCAGCAACAAAUGAUCUAACUAGUUUUAAGGAUGCUGUGGAGAAAGAGGGUUAUGAUGUGGAUGAAGCUGGUCUUUGGUAUGGGAGGAGAGUUGGGUCUAAGAAGAUGGGUUUCGAGGAGAGGACACCGUUGAUGGUUGCUGCCAUGUUUGGGAGCAAGGAUAUCUUAAACUAUAUCCUUCAGACUGGUGGUGUCGAUGUCAAUCGAGCUAGUGGGUCUGAUGGUGCCACCGCCCUUCACUGUGCAGCGGCUGGUGGGUCCCUAUAUUCACAUGAGGUGAUCAAGCUCUUGGUUGAAUCUUGUGCUGAUGUUGACCGAGCUGAUAUUAAUGGAAAUCGGCCAUGUGAUGUGAUUGCUCCUUGCUUCAGUUUCUCCUCGAAACUGAAGAGGAGAACCCUUGAUAUUUUGUUGAAUAAAGGUGAUCAGGGUGAAGAUGCUUGUGGUGAUCAAAUAGAAGAGGGGCAACAACAACUACAGCUAGAGGAUUUGUCACCCAAAUCCUCGAGUGAUGGGAGUGGAUCAGAGAGGAAAGAAUAUCCUAUUGAUCCUUCUCUCCCUGACAUAAAGAAUGGAAUUUAUGGAACUGAUGAGUUCAGGAUGUACACCUUCAAGGUGAAGCCUUGCUCAAGGGCUUACUCUCAUGAUUGGACCGAGUGCCCUUUUGUACAUCCCGGGGAGAACGCAAGGAGGAGGGAUCCUCGGAAAUACCAUUACAGCUGUGUCCCAUGCCCUGAAUUCCGUAAAGGCUCAUGUCCUAAGGGGGAUGCUUGUGAGUAUGCACAUGGCAUCUUUGAGUGUUGGUUACAUCCAGCCCAAUAUCGAACCCGUCUUUGCAAAGAUGAGACUAAUUGUGCACGGCGUGUGUGCUUCUUUGCACACAAACCAGAGGAGCUCCGCCCCCUGUAUGCUUCUACUGGCUCAGCAGUUCCUUCUCCGAGGUCAUAUUCAUCGAGUGGCCCUUCGUUUGAUAUGGGCUCACUGAGCCCCCUUGCCCUUGGUUCCCCUCCUGUGAUGAUGCCAUCUACUUCCACUCCACCAAUGACUCCAACCGGCGCUUCUUCUCCCAUUGGAGGGGCUGGUGCUUGGCAGAAUCACCUCAAUAUCACACCUCCUCCUGCCUUGCAGCUUCCUGGUAGCAGGUUAAAGGCUGCCCUGAGUGCGAGGGAUAUGGACAUGGAGUCUGGUUUGCGCCGGCAGCAGUUGCUGGAUGAACUUUCUGGCCUUUCUCUAUCCUCUCCGACCAGCUGGAAUGGGAAGAUGGGAAGGCUUGGUGGUUUCUCCCUCUCCUCACCAACUGGGGUGCAGAUGCGCCAGAAUAUGAACCAGCAGCUCCUUUCAAGCUAUUCUUCUGGCAUGCCUUCCUCUCCUGUGAGGGGUUCAUCUUUUGGGAUCGAACCCAGUGGCUCACCUGUUUCAAAUCCAAGAUUGGCCGCUUUUGCUAAGAGGAGUCAGAGCUUUGUCGAAAGGAAUGCUGUUAAUCGGCUGUCAUCUCCUGCUUCUAAUGCUAGUGUGAUGCCUUCUCAUCUCUCAGAUUGGGGUUCCCCUGAUGGUAAAGUGGACUGGGGUGUUCAAGGGGACGAGCUCAGUAAGCUGAGAAAAUCUGCUUCUUUUGCUUACAGAAGCAAUGGCAGUAAUACAGCUGGUAAUCCCAAUCCAAUGCGAGCUGCUGGCGAUGAGCCUGAUGUUUCUUGGGUUCACUCUCUUGUAAAGGAUGCUCCUCCUGGGAGCUCAAAUCAGCUUGGAUUUGAAGAGCAGCUGAGAGAUCAGUAUCAUCUUAACAGUGGUAUGUCGGAGAGGUUCCCACCUUGGGUGGAGCAAUUGUACAUGGAGCAGGAACCAAUGGCUGCUUAAAUACCUGAUCUUAACAUUCAAUUUUAGUAUUAAAAUUACCAAAAAUUUUAGUGCUUAUCUCACCAAUUAGUAGGUUCAAGAAAUCGAAGAACGUAUCCGAAGGGGAAGUAUAAGCUGAAGCUCAAGCAGAGAAUAAAAAGAAUUCUGCUGAUACAUUCAAUAGGAAUUCCAGGAUAAUUACAAGUAAAAGUAUUCUUUUUCCUACAUUAAUUUUAUUGAAGUUAUUUAUUAUUAUUUUCUUCUUUUGAUAUAUUGGGAGUCUUGGAGAUGGAUUAUUAUCAGAAAAGGUUUUGUGCUGAAGGUAGUGAUCAGUAUCUGCAUCCCUAUCUCCCUAUGAAGAUGGUUGCUAAGAAAACAAAAACAGAGAUGUACUGAUAAAUCAAUUGAUUCUUAUAAUUGUAUUA